UUGUUUUUAAAAGUUGCACACUGAAAAGGUUUCUGCCUUUACAGCUUCAGGCAUUUUGAAUGUGACAAUCAGUGGAGAUCAUUCACACCAUUGAAUAAAAGUUGAUUUUACAUGUCAGGACUGGACAUGUUGCAGCUCCUGCACGUUGCGGUGUUGUGGUUCUACCUUCUCCUCCCGUCAAUGCUCUGUGACAACCUGCGCUGCUACUACAGCUACAUCCAGGAGAAGGGGAGAACUGUUGAGCUCAUUGUGACAGAGUGCCCCCCUAAUGAGCUGUGCUUCAAGGCCGAUGGUCGCUAUGGUAACCACAGCGUCCUGUCAGCCAGGGGCUGCAUGGCGGAGGGUGACUGCAGCCAGGUGCACAGCCUUACCAGUAAAGGAACCAUCUACAAAAUGACCUACAACUGCUGUGAUUGGCCAUACUGUAACUCCUGCCCAGGUGUCACACCUAAAUCCCUCUACUUUACUGUAACACUUGUAGUUGUAGCUGCGUUGGCCAGCCGCCUGUGACAACUGAUGUGCUACUGUAUGUAACAGCCAUUUUUAGGGGCUUAUGUCAAGGGGGAAGAUGUAUUGUUCAACACCAAGUGAGCAGUGCUCAGAGGCAUCUCUGCAGCCUCAGGGUGGU
Messenger RNA from Etheostoma spectabile (orangethroat darter), 628 nucleotides. Its product is annotated as protein Bouncer-like. Gene Ontology annotation, biological process: sperm-egg recognition. NCBI's taxonomy places the organism in Eukaryota, Metazoa, Chordata, Actinopteri, Perciformes, Percidae. Gene Ontology annotation, cellular component: membrane. The transcript has 2 exons. The record is from RefSeq and is a predicted model, not a curated record. The coding region runs from base 112 to 510 and encodes 132 amino acids.